Molecule: messenger RNA, 915 nt
Organism: Penicillium malachiteum
Lineage: Eukaryota; Fungi; Ascomycota; Eurotiomycetes; Eurotiales; Aspergillaceae
Exons: 4
Coding region: 1-915 (304 amino acids)
Source: RefSeq, a predicted model, not a curated record
AUGAGCUCUUCAGAAGUUGUACCACGUCGAGACAUCAUAUUCGUAGCCGUCACUAAUACAUUAUGUGUUGGCACCAUAAUCCUCCUCAUUUUACGGGUCUACACCUACUUUUACAUUGUCCGAAAGAGGGGCGGCAAUGCCCUGCUAUGGGCGUUUGUCGCUUGGAUCAUUGCAUUUCCCUGUAUGAUGAUCUAUGACUAUGGCACCUUCGCUCUAGAUGACCCAUCUCGAAACUCGUAUAGAUUUGCAGCAUUCAGUGUCACACUCCUAUCUGUUGCGUUCGCCAGAGUUGGGAUACUCAUGUACAUCUUCCAGUUGCAGAGUCAGGUAUACAAUAGUCUCAUUAAACGAAGCCUGCUGGCUAUUGUGCUUCUGAAUGUGAGUAUAAGCGAUCGGAGGCUACAACUUCGAAUACUGUGGAUUUAUUCAGCUAACAAAACAUUGUUUCUCACUGCGAUAACGUACAUUGUAUUGUCGUUGAUCUUCGUCGCAUGUGUUGAGGAAGAGGGUCUUGAGCAGAUAAUAACAUGUCCAACUAAUGCUUCCUUGGUUUGGAUAUUCGUUGCUGCUGGUGCAUGGAGCGCGAUUACCGAUUUAAUUCUCUUACUGUACCCCGGUUAUCUGAUCUGGAAUCUUCAAUUACGACGAAAGCACAAGGUCGUCAUCUCUAUCCUGAUGGGUCUUGGUAUCCUCGCGACGAUAUUUGCGGUGGGGAAGAUUAUUGACUACGGUACUUCGCACGGAGGCAAACGCGAUCCUCAUCUAGGAAACAUUUUUCAUAUGGUAGAGGUGUGGGUGCUACUGAUAGCAUCUAGUGCGGCCCCUCUAUGGCCUCUUGUGAGGCAACUCGAUAACUUGAAGGACUCGAAAGACUCAGAUGAUUCUGAAAAGGAGCCAAUGGGUGGGGAAUCAUGA